Akanthomyces muscarius is the source of this 1503-nucleotide messenger RNA. RefSeq lists its product as uncharacterized. The transcript has a single exon. Gene Ontology annotation, molecular function: proline dehydrogenase activity; FAD binding. The record is from RefSeq and is a predicted model, not a curated record. The coding region runs from base 1 to 1503 and encodes 500 amino acids. Gene Ontology annotation, cellular component: mitochondrion. Lineage: Eukaryota; Fungi; Ascomycota; Sordariomycetes; Hypocreales; Cordycipitaceae.
AUGCACUCCGCCCCUGCACGAGGGCUGGUUCGCCUGCCCGUGCACCGGGCCCUUCCCGUCAUCGUCUCCUCCAUUGGAGUUUCGACGCCAUCAUGCGUCGGCUUCAAUGAGAAGAACCGCUUCCCGGCUGCUAUCCAGCGCCGUUCCAUCCACAACUCCGAGCGCAUGGCCAUCAGCUCCUCGGACCGCCGCACCAACACUCUUGCUGAGCUGCCCACCGUCGAUCCUACCACUCAACCACCCAGCUCCGAGCCCAAGAGCGCGCCUCUGUCGGUUCUGCCACUGUCCAUGAUUGUCCGCUCCCUUCUCACCACCGUCGUCUCUUCUUCUCCCGUCCUCCUACCUCCUUCGCUCCGCAUCAUGUCUGUCCUUGCCAACACUCGCAACCCCAUCCUCAACCCUGACAAGAACCCUCUUCUCCGCUUCUUCCUCAAGAAGACCUUCUACGCCCAGUUCUGUGCUGGCGAGAGCCCCGCCGAAGUUCAGGCCACCAUUUCCCGCCUCAAGAACAUUGGCUUCAGCGGCGUCAUCCUUGGCUACGCCAAGGAAGUCGUGCUGACUCAGGACCAGGCCGUUGCCGUUGCCGCCGAGGACCAAGGAAAGGAGACUGCUGCCGAUAUUGCCAACGAGAUUGAGCCCUGGGCUCACGGCACCCUCGAGACUGUCGCCCUCGCCGAGCCUGGUGACUAUGUCGCCCUCAAGUUCACGGGCGCUGGCCGCCUUGCCCUCUACCAGCUUUCGCAGAAUAACGAGCCUUCCCCUUACCUGUACAAGUCCAUUGACGCCAUCUGCGCUCUUGCCCACCAGCGCGGUGUCCGUCUUCUGUUUGACGCUGAGCAGGACGCUCUUCAGGAUGGCAUCGACAGCUGGACCAUGACCUUUGCUCGCAAGUACAACACCUCUCCCGAGACUGCCACCGUCUAUGGCACAUACCAGGCAUACAAGAAGAAGACUCCUGCCGUCAUCGCUCGCCACUUGGCCGAGGCCAAGGAGGGCGGCUUCAGCCUUGGUGUCAAGCUGGUCCGUGGUGCCUACCUCAACUCUGACCCCCGCCACUGCUUCUGGGAGACGCAGCAGGGCACCGAUGACUGCUACAACGGUAUUGCUGCUGGUAUCCUCACCCGCCACUGGGGUCCUAUGGUCGAGGGCAAGGGUAAAUUCCCCAACGCCCACGUGGUCCUUGCUACCCACAACGCCGAGUCUGUUCGCCGUGCCCGCGCCAUCUGCGAUGCUGGCGGUGCCAAGUCGGGCAUUGCUUUUGCUCAGCUUCAGGGCAUGGCUGAUGAGGUCAGCUGCGAGCUUGUCGAGGCCGGCCACGCCAACAAGUCCUCUGACCUUCCCGUCUUCAAGUACCUCGUCUGGGGAACCACUGGCGAGUGUAUGAAGUACCUCCUGCGCCGUGCAAACGAGAACAAGGACGCCGUUGGCCGCACCCGCAGCGGUCGUGAUGCCAUGUGGUCCGAACUCGUUCGCCGCUGCAAGACUGCUGUCGGUUUUGCUUAA